Messenger RNA from Clunio marinus, 2617 nucleotides. Lineage: Eukaryota; Metazoa; Arthropoda; Insecta; Diptera; Chironomidae. The record is from the annotation of a GenBank genome assembly.
AUUAAGUUAAUUCUGCAAAAUGAAAUUCGUUUGGAUACUUUUCAUAACUAUUCACUGGGCAAUAAUCAUUAAUGGAUUGGAUCAAGAGGAUAAUGAUUUUGCCGAUUUUGAGUUUUACGACGACGAAGCAGCAACAGUUGAAGUGAACAAAGCUCCAGGAGCUAAAGGAGGUGCAAAGGACACAAAAACAAAUGAAGAUUUCAUCGAACUUGAUGAUAGUGAUGAUGGAAUUGUUGAGGACGAUGAAUUUGAUCAUUUCUCCGAUAAAGACGAAUUUGAAGGUUUCGCUGGGUCAGACGAUGCUUUGCCUUUAGAUAAGAAAACGAAAGAACCCAAAUUGACAAUAGCCAAAGUCCCUUUACAUUUUCGUAAAUGGGAUUCUUAUUGGAUUGAAAUGUUAUUCUUAUUGGGUUUGAUGGUUUACUUUGUGAACUACGCGAUGGGUAAAAGCAAGAAUGUCAAGAUCGCCAAUGCCUGGUUGAAUGCUCACAAAAGUUUCUUAGAAGAGAAUUUCGCUCUUGUUGGUGAUGACGGCAAAAAAGAAACAGAUUAUUCAGAAACAGGAAUUAUGUUGAAAGAAUCAGAUUCCGUCUUCACUUUAUGGUGUUCAGGACGUGUUUGUUGUGAAGGGAUGUUAGUUGAGCUUAAAUUGAUCAAACGACAAGAUUUAUUGUCAUUAACAAUAGGACUUUUAAGUGCAAAAAAUCAAGAUCAAGUUGUUGUUAAAGCUGAGAUUAGUAAAGAUUCAAUGGAUUCGUUUGUUUUUGCUGUUUCCACUAAAAAGUGUGCAACAAAAUUAUUCAAAGACAUGAGUGAUUUGAAACAAUAUUGUGUGUCUGUUGCUAAGGCUGAUGAAAAAUAUAAUCUUCCAACUGGAUACUCAGUUCUGUCGGAACUUGCAGAAGCUUCUUCUGCCAUUCUUGAUGCUCGUCUUGUUGCCAUGCUUCAUAAAUACAAUAAUGUUAUUGAAUCUAUUCAUAUUUCUGAUCAAUAUGUUGGUGUUCAAGUUGAACAAGAAGGACCCGUCAUGAAACAACCGGAAACAAAGAAAAUGUUGAUCGUUUCAUUUUUCAUAUCGGAAAAGACUGACAUGGAGGAAUUCCGACCACUUUUGCAGCUAGUCAUUUAUUUAAUAGAUAAAUUGAAGAGAUUUAAAUUGUCACGUGAGGGUAAAAUGAAAGCAGAAAAGAAUCGUAUGCGCGUUGAAGAAGAGUUCUUGAAGAGCUCUCAUGCAUUACGUAUGGAGGCAGCAGCUCAGAAAAAGGAAGAAAAACGCAAGCAAGAAAAGGAGAAGAUCAUGAAUGAAGAUAAUGUCGAGAAGCAAAUCAAGCUUGAACGUAAGAUGAAGCGUAAAGAUGCUAAGAAAGCAAUGCCAAAAAUGAAAUCAAUGAGUAUUCACUUGUAAACUUGGUUGUUCAAUAAUUUAUGUUUUAUGCAAUCAACAUUAAAUACAAGUGCAUAAAUAUGUGUAGUUGAGACAUUUUUUGGAGACAGGUUAACAAAUUAUAAUAAAGUGGAGAACCAUAUGAGGAAAAAUGUUUAAAUAUUUCAGUUUUCUAAUCCCCUGACUUGAAUAACACUCGAAUUAUCGACAAAUGAACUUUCAAGUUUCAUAUUUAAAUCCACGACAAUUUUACAGAAAUUAUUGUUACGAAUGUCUGUAAAGUCAGCAAGAAAAAUGUUUGGUGUUGGUUUUUCACCUUUUUUAAACUCUCCCGGAGUUUGUGCUUUAAUCCAUUCACUUAAAUUUUUAUCAACUUUCUUUGCACACGCUCUACGCAAACUUGAAUAAAAUCGGAAAGUAAUGAAACGCACGUCAGGAGUUAAAAUGCAUUGAGUUAUGAAUCCUUGGUGUGGAUGUCGACCAGAUAAUCUUUGCUCAAGAAAUUCUUUGAGUGAUCGAAUACUCGUUGCAUUUGCCCAUGGUGUUGGGAAUUCAUGAGAUGAGAAAAAGGCUUCAAUUGUAAAUAAAUUUUUACGAUAAAUAAUUAUUAAUUGCUUUCCCAAAGAAUGAGCUGUGCCGAGAGUUAAUUGAUUGAGAAGCAACCCACGAUUGCGUUCAAAUAUAAUUUCACGAAAUAAGUUAAGUAUGAGUAUAAUAAGUUUAUGAUGAUUUUGACGACUAAAGUUAUAAAAGUGUUGAAAGUCCAAAAUCACAAACUCCUUCGGAUGUUCACGCAGAAACUUUAACAAUUCGUUGAAUGGUUGGGUAACUUCUUCACAAAAAAGUCCAUGAACAAAGUAAACUUUUUCAUCUUCUUCAUCAUUUGCUGCCACUCUUAAGUCAAAAUACCUUAUACCACUGUUGAGUUGAUCUCUAAAUGAAAACUUUUGUGUUUUCGCCCAUCUAAUAACAAAGCAAGGAAUGAAUGGAUAAAUCUUCUUUACAAUAUCCUCUGCGUCUGGUGCAAGUUUUGAUUUGGAAUUAAUUCCGUAAGUAGCCGAAUCGUGACUUCCUGGUAUUGCCAAAUAAAUUAUGGGCACAUUUCUUCUUACCGGUUCGGGAAUAUUUGUCAUCCAAUUUUCAAGAUCAGCUGAUAACAUUUUAUUGCUUUUUUUCUUAACAAUUUAAAAUUUUAACAACAGCAACUUGCUAAGGAAAACAAUCGACUACAGU